Molecule: messenger RNA, 1986 nt
Organism: Rotaria sp. Silwood1
Lineage: Eukaryota; Metazoa; Rotifera; Eurotatoria; Philodinida; Philodinidae
Source: the annotation of a GenBank genome assembly
AUGUUCUAUACGCAUGCAAUUUUGACUAAACGUGGUCCAUUAGCACGUCUUUGGCUUGCUGCACAUUGGGAUAAAAAAUUAACUAAAGCUCAAAUAUUCGAAACGGAUAUUCGUCUUAGUUGCGAAUCAAUUCUUGAACCAUGUUUAAAAUUAGCAUUACGUACAAAAGGUCAUUUAUUACUUGGUGUUGUACGUAUAUAUUCUCGUAAAACAAAAUAUUUAUUAGCCGAUUGUAAUGAAGCAUUUAUUAAAAUUAAAAUGGCUUUUCGACCGGGUAUUGUUGGACUUGAUGGAUCAACUAAUCAUCAUGUUGGUCAAGAUUCUGAUACACGUGAAGUUUCAAUUGCCGCUAUAACAUUACCAGAAAAUUUUCAUGAUUUUGAUUUAAUUGAUCUUAAUAUUGAUUAUAUUGAUGAUCCAUCUCGUUUUCAAAUGCAUCAAGCACGUGCUGAAGAAAUUACACUUAAAGAAGAUUUUAUUAGUGUACCUAUGCCACUUGAUGAUGAUUUUGGCGAUGCAAAUGGUCUUGAUGAACCUGAAUUCUUUCGAAAACUUCAACCAUCACUUCAUUUUAAUGCACAAAAUUCAAAUAUUGAUGUCGAUAAUACAAUGAUGCGUAAAGAUCAAAAUAUAAGUCGUGCACUUGGUGAUGAUCCAUUUGCAUUAGAUGGUUUUGGCGAUUUCACCGCUCCAGCCUCUGUUAUUGGUAUUGGUGGUGAUAAUUCAAAUCUUUCAAAUGAAAGAGAUCAAUAUGAUCAUGUUAUGUCACCAUUCCAUCAAGAUGAAAAUGCACCAGGUUUACCGAUACUUGAUGAUCAUCAAGCACCAGCUAAUGAACCAAUUCAAGAUCAUAAUAUGGAUAUGGAAGCAGGACAUAUUCCAGGUGUUGAUGAUACAACACUUCUAUCAAAUGUUUCCGAUGAAUUUGUUUUACCACCGAUUUCAGCUGCAGCACAAACACCAGCGGCUCGACAAGCAGUUAAACGUAAACGAAAAUUAGUUAUUGAUGAACUAAAAGAAAUUGAUAGUGGAUCAAUGAAAACACAAUUAAGUGAUACAACAGAUAUUGUUGGCGUACUUGAAUUAGCACCACCAACACGUCGUUUAAUGCAUUUGAAAGAAACCGGUGGUAUUGAAAAAUUAUUUUCAUUUAGUGCUACAUCAAUUUUUUCUAAAACAUUACAACAAUUAAUAACACGUAAUAUGGUAACAAAACCAUUAGAUCAAAUGCCACCAGAUAAUUAUCAAAUUCAACAUGAUCUUGCUAUGGAACAACUUGAACGUGAAAGAGAUGAUUCAUCUAUUGAACAAAUGCGUGCUACACAUCAUCAUUAUCUUGAAGUCUUAGGUCAUGAUCCAUCAUUAAUAGGUGCUGAUGGUUUAUCACCUAAUCGUUCGAAAAAACGUGGUUUAUCACCUGGUGUUGAUGAUGAUAAUAAUGUUGAUAAACGUCAACGUUCAGAUUCAUUAUUUUUACCACCAAUGACAACAUCAAUGGAUAAUCUUAUGGAUGUUAUACCAGGACCAAUGUCACCAACACGUAAAAGCGGUCGAAAAGUUCAUGAACUUAAUCAAUUACCACCAUCACCAUCACGUACACCAGGUAAUAUGAGACGUAAAAAAGGUAUGGGACAUUUAACAAAAGAAAAUCAAGAAGAACAAGAUGAUGAAGAUGAAGAACAUGGACAAACAACAACAGCUCAAGAAGAUUUUGAAUCAGGUAAAAAAUUAAAUCGUCGUGCUAAAAUAAUGCUUAAUGCAUUUGAACGUGCAUUUGAUACUGCUGAUGCACUUUCAUUUCAUGAUCAUUUAUCAUCGGGUAAUCCAAAUUAUCAUACAAGAAAAUUAACAGCACAAAAAUUUUAUACAUUAUUGGUACUUAAAAAACUUCAAGCUAUUGAUGUUGAACAAACAGAACCAUUUGGAGAUAUUGCUGUUACACCUGGUGUUAAUUUUCAUCAAUAUAUAACAAGUGGUGGGAGAUAA